CUAUUGGAUUUAAGUGAUCAGGUGGUGCGAUUUAGAUUAUAUGGUCCAAAAUCACUUGAAAUACUGCGUGAAGUCCUUGCUGUUGUCGAAGAAAAUGAACUUGAAGAUUCGAGGAUGAAAGAAUUCAUAUCAAGUAACCAAUGGUGGAGAAAUGAAUGCAAUAAGCAUAGUCCCGGUGAACUUCCCGAUGGUUUUGUUUUCAGUUUGCUUGUGGAAGACCCUAGAUUAAGUCGACCGUUGAGGAAGACAAAGCCGACUGAAACUAACAGAUAUUCAGCAAAAUCGUUAAAUGUAGGCAGUUUGCCAUCUCCACUGAACGACUUUUGGAAUUUUGAAAUUCGAAGGAAGACUCUUGAGAAGAAACUGAUUGAAAUGGAUUUGCAAAAAAUGCGAAACACGCAGCUAAAGCCAGUGAAAACAUCUGAAGCCAAGAUACCAAUACUCUUAAUAGUUCGAAAUACGGGUAUAGGAACAACAAGUCCAUUCAUUGGUUUAGAUCUCAUUAUACCGUCAGGAUUUGGCUUGGAAUUUUGGCUUGCCCUGCAGUAUGGUACUGCGAGGAGUGUUGGAUUGAAGGAUCAGAAAUUCCUAGAACUGGAAUCAGGCCAUUUUAAUUUUCCCGCUGAUGUGCCAGAUUGUGAUGCUGGUCUUAACGAAUUUAAAGAAGAGUACAUUAAUCUGCAGGAAAAGUAUAUACGACGUCCACAUAAUCGUCGUAUAAAGUAUUGGAGUAGCUUAUCGAUCAAAUAUCCUUUCACAUUUCACUUCUCUGAGUUGUCUCAUGACUGGCUCGAGAAUUCAAGCGUUAAGGGUGCUGCAUAUGUUAUACGUGACCGUCGAACAUUACUGAGUAUUGAGAAAUGGUUGGUCGGAAGGGGACCAAUGCCAGAAGAAUCUGUCAUGAAUUCCACAGCAUUAGUACCCGUAUCUCUUAUAUCAACAACACUAGGUCGUCCACAACGAUUUGCACUGAUAUGUGCACCAAUCGAUGAGGAUUUUAUAAAUGUAGCAAAACUGUCGAAAGGCGAAAGUGCUACACAAAUCACUGAACAACCGCGGAAAAGUACAUCAAAAUCAGUAUUUAGUAAUGAGGAAAAUAAAGAGGGCCAAGGAAAUAAGAUCGAACUGGAGGAUUUCGUUUCGUUGGAUGUUACAGCAAAUGAAAAGCACAUAUCGCUGAACUCACUUUUCCCGGACAAAGAAAUGUUACGAAAGCGAAAAAUGAAGGAAAAGAAGAAGGAAAAACGAGAAAAAGCGAAAGCAGCUAAACGAUUGAAAAGAAAUGUGAAAAGUAUUCCGCAGAUGUCCAAUUCUAAACAGCUAGGAAAUGGUACAGAAAAACUGGAAGAGAAAGCACUCAUAAAAUACAGUAGCAGCUGCUCUAGGCCUAUCAUUGGCAGAAUCGUACGCGGUGAUUAUUCAUUCGUACAUGGAAGAGGCUUUGCUAUCGGUUAUUGUUGUUUACCAGCUUUGAAACAACUUUAUCGUGGUGUUGUAUUAUUCCGGAAUGUUACAUCCAGACGCUAUUAUCCAGCUCGAAUUACCCUUCUUAAAAAUCAAGUGGACUUGUAA
Molecule: messenger RNA, 1572 nt
Organism: Cercopithifilaria johnstoni
Lineage: Eukaryota; Metazoa; Nematoda; Chromadorea; Rhabditida; Onchocercidae
Source: the annotation of a GenBank genome assembly